AUGUCUAGAACUCGAGUCGGUCCUGGCCUCGCCUUUCAACUUUUUGCCCUAGUGAAAUUCCUCUUCACUCUCUACCUGGCCGUGAAUCGUCCGUGGACUCCAAUCGAGAUUCCCUUCGUUUUGACGAUUUUGGCGCUCGAUGCGAUUUUUCUGGUCUCGGCCACGUUUCAAGACCGCUUCACACUCGCUGUCUCCUGGCUCAUCUUUGUAAGUUUACAGCAUCAUGGGUUCGGCCGUCGAAAUUUCAAUGAACACCAAGCGAUGUUCCGAUUGAAUAAUCUGAAAGUCAAUCUUUUUUGCAAACAUUUUUGAAAGUCAUAUGAACACAUACUCGUAAAUUUUCCGUCGGCUGGGUUUGGUCAGUUAUCGACAGAAAAAAUGUUCGUACACUAAUUUUUUAACAUACAAACCUUCCAGAGCAUUCUAAUCUUCUCGUUGCUGUUCUCGACGCUCUUCUUCUCAAUCUUCAUGCUCGUCCUCUACUUCCACCUCUCCGACGUCUACAAUCACAAAGUUUCCGAGCAGUCCGUCGCCGUCUGGGAGAAAUUUUGCAAAGAUUUGGUGUUCUCGAUGCGCAGACUCCAGCUCGAGUUGCACAUUUUCAACGGACUCGAGUCGGACACCGGAAUGCCCAUCGAGCUGAUCGUCAACAUUUUGGGCAUCGGAAUGAUCGUCCAGCUGUUCCUCGUUCAUUCCACGUGCAUUGCGCAGCAAGAGGAACGGGAGUGGAAAGAAAAGAAGGCGACGGAAUUUGUCGUCUAG
Caenorhabditis sp. 36 PRJEB53466 is the source of this 762-nucleotide messenger RNA. The record is from the annotation of a GenBank genome assembly. Lineage: Eukaryota; Metazoa; Nematoda; Chromadorea; Rhabditida; Rhabditidae.